Molecule: messenger RNA, 1692 nt
Organism: Trametes versicolor FP-101664 SS1
Lineage: Eukaryota; Fungi; Basidiomycota; Agaricomycetes; Polyporales; Polyporaceae
Exons: 3
Coding region: 1-1692 (563 amino acids)
Source: RefSeq, a predicted model, not a curated record
AUGGCUUUGACACCAUGUAAACUUGACCUUGACGUACUACCACUUGAUAGCGUGGACAUGUACGGCGAACCUGAUAAGAGCUCUGCUUAUUCGCUAUCUGGCCAUGUAGAGGUCAAACUCACCCCGCCAACUAGCCUGCUCUACGACCCGCCAGCCACCGAAGAGCGUCUCCUGCUCGAGUCUCUCGUCCUCACCUUCGAAGGCCAGAGCGAGCUGCUCACGCCUGAGACGGGAUACGGCGCAUGUCGUCUCGUCCAGUUCUCUCAGGAGCUCCUCCGAGAUGGACCCCUCGAGGUCGGCCACUUCUGGGACGAGAACCUGCGCGAUCCUCAGCGCUGGCUCAUCACCUUCAACAUCGCGAUCCCGGGAUGGCUGCCUCCGUCUUGCUCCACGAGCUUCGGAAACGGCUCACGGGAGGAGCCUGAAGUCAGCUAUCGCCUCUCCGCGAAGGCGACGUACCGCGAUAUGAAGCCUGGCUCGUCGAAGUCUCUUCGUUCCAUGUGUUACGGCUACUCUGAGCUUCCCAGCACGCAGACGACAACUUCACCCGCGGCUAUCGUCAAGCUUAACCGAUAUACCAUUCCUCCUCCUUCGCAUGCCUUGGCCACCUCCGAGUUCCCCCAGUUCCCGUUCCACAGUGUCGAGUACGCCGGCUCCGUAAGGGGCUCGUCUUCUCAGAUUCCCGCGGAUGUUCUGUCGAAGCUCCGCGUCCUUGCAUACCUCCCCGAAUACAUCCCGACAGACUGCGAGAGCUUCCCACUCUACGUCCGCUUGCGACCCGAGGGGUUGACUGCCGACGAACGCAAGCGCCUUCAUCUGCCCACGUUCUCCGUGAGCGCAACGCAGACUGACGUGAUGCGGUCGGCGAUGUCCUCGAAGUUUGCGGAGAAGUGGCCUGUCCCUCCCCCAUCAGAACAACCUCCCAAGAAGCCCCUCCGCGCCCGUCGCCGCGACGUGCGGGAAUACGAGUGCGGCCUCAUGCUCAGCGCGCCGAUGGGCUCAAACAACAAGCAGACCUACUCCAUGCUCCCCCGCGACUUCCCAGAGCACUUCAACCUGCACAACGCGGGCGAGGGCUUCGCUGACCCCGUGUUCGACGACUCCAACACGUGGGUCCAGAUGCGUCUGGACGUACCCAUCUGCAGCGCCUUCGUUGACAAGAAGCACUUCCACGACGAUCUCCCGAUUCCGAAGCUGCGCCCGACGGAGGCGGGGCCGAUGUUGAGCGUCUUCCACACGCUCGACGUCGUGCUGACGUGCACGUACGACGCGGCUGAAGGCGACGCUGAGGCGGAACCUGCGAUGGACGAGCUCCGCCUCACCCUUCCUCUCAGCUUCGUUCGCGUACCCCGCAGGAACAUUCAUAUUCCCAUCGUCCCUAUCGUCGACCUCUCUACGCCGGCCAGGGAUGGGACGUACACCGCCACGCCUGCCGAUGCCUGCCCUGUGGACAUGCACCAGGCGGCGUUCCCGCCCGCGAGCCUCCCCUACGCACAAGCGUUGCCUGCGUACAAUCAACUAUAUUACUCCAACGGGACCCUUCGUGAAGACCCUACUCCUCUGCCCCGUUACACUCGCGAUCCGAAGGACGCGGAGGACCCGCCACCUCCACCUGUUGUCUGCAAGCAGGUCCCCCCCACGAAACUCCCUCUGUCGCCCGUGGCCCCAUCAGAACUGGAUUCUCGCAUUUGA